Messenger RNA from Cloeon dipterum, 1710 nucleotides. RefSeq names its product probable cytochrome P450 CYP44. NCBI's taxonomy places the organism in Eukaryota, Metazoa, Arthropoda, Insecta, Ephemeroptera, Baetidae. Gene Ontology annotation, molecular function: oxidoreductase activity, acting on paired donors, with incorporation or reduction of molecular oxygen; monooxygenase activity; heme binding. The record is from RefSeq and is a predicted model, not a curated record. The transcript has 10 exons. The coding region runs from base 155 to 1672 and encodes 505 amino acids.
GGGACGGGGCGUGGGCGUGGGGCGAGCAAACGAACCAACAAUAACAAACAAGAGAAAAGAUUUUUUACCAAGUUAAAGGGACUGAAGACAGUAUUAAAUAUACCACCGCAGUUGAAGACAGACGAGCUUUUAUGGAUUGUUAUUAGAAUAGAACAUGAAUAUCCGAAUUGAAAUGAGAGGAGGAAUCCAGGGUCUGCGACAGUUAUCAACCUUGGUAGCUAACAAGACUGACAAGUCACUGAAAACCCUUAAAGACGUCCCUGGACCGCCGACCCUUCCUCUUCUAGGCAACCUUUACCUGUACAAACUGGGUAUUUUCAAGGUUGACAAGUAUCACAAAGUUCUGGAUCAGCUCCGAGCUAAAUACGGACCUGUGGUUCGACAAAGCUUUGGCUCCGAAACUGUUGUGCACGUUUUCGACCCAAAUGAUGCCAGAAAGGUUUAUCAAACAGAAGGCAAGUGGCCCAGCGUAGCGCCACUUCAAGAGACUGUCCAAUUAUACAGAGAAAAAAGAGGUCUUUCGCUUGGACUUGGAAACCAGAAUGGAGAAAACUGGUAUCGUCUUCGAGCUGCCACACAGCAGGCUAUGUUGAGACCGUCUGCUGUUGAACAGUAUUUGCCUCUAGUAAACCGUGCUGCUCUCUCCCUGGUUCACAGAAUCGAAAAGGAAGUCGGGCGAGAAGGCGGCGAAGCAAGAAAUUUGAGAGAUUUGGUUGGAAAAUGGUCACUGGAGUCUGCUGGAGCAGUUUGCUUUGAGAGAGAGCUGGGCUGUCUUGAUGAGGCAGAAGGAGAAAAGCAGGCGCAACAGAUGGUCGACGCGAAUAAGUCGAUCUUCAAGAUCUCUGGCGAGCUCAAAUUUUCGCUGCCGAUUUACAAAUUAGUCUCGACGCCCAAAUGGAAUAAACUUGUGGAGGCAGAGGAUUUGUUUUUCAGCCUGGCUUCUACAAUUGUGAAGGAGACCAUAGAGGAAAUUAAAAAGCAAGACAAUAGCAGUGAAGAGCCGAGAAAGAAAAAGAAAUUCAGUUUUAUUGGCCAUUUGUUGUCGCAGCCAGGCUUGACAAGCUCUGACGUGGACAUCAUUACACUCUCCCUUUUUGGUGACGGCCUAAGUACUACCACGCCCUUCUUUUUAAACUGUCUGCGCUGUUUGGCAGAAAAUCCUGAGGUGCAACAGAAACUCAGGAAUGAAAUUUCCGGUGCUGUAGACUUAGAUGGCACAUUGAAGCCGGAAAUAUUCAAUAAUUUACCGUAUCUGCGAGCGUUUAUCAAGGAGGCAUUUAGGGUGUACCCGAAUGGAACUGAGGUUUCAAGGAUAUUGCCCGAGGAUGUCGAACUUAGCGGCUACCUUUUGCCUGCAGGGACCCACGUGAAUCUCAACAUGGGAGUCAAUUUCAUGUCAAGCGAAUACUUCUCGGAGCCUGAAAAUUUCAAACCUGAGCGAUGGCUUCGCGGAGAAGGCGAAAAAAUCAAACAGUUUGUCCUUACGCCGUUUGGGCAUGGCGCUCGAACCUGCGCAGGCAGACGAUUUGCAGAGCAAGAUUUGCGUGUUCUUACUGCACAAAUCCUGAAAAACUUUGACCUUAAGUUGGUUGCCGAAAAGCCACUCGAACACAUUUAUGAAACGCUCCUCUUCCCGAUAGAACCGAUCGGUGUUAAAUUUGUGCCAUUUUAAAUGAAUUAAAAUUAUUUAAAUUGUUACAGAGCCUAGAA